Hipposideros armiger (great roundleaf bat) is the source of this 1438-nucleotide messenger RNA. RefSeq names its product B-cell scaffold protein with ankyrin repeats-like. Bases 161 to 1438 code for a protein of 425 amino acids. Lineage: Eukaryota; Metazoa; Chordata; Mammalia; Chiroptera; Hipposideridae. The transcript has 8 exons. The record is from RefSeq and is a predicted model, not a curated record. Gene Ontology annotation, molecular function: signaling receptor binding; protein tyrosine kinase binding. Gene Ontology annotation, biological process: negative regulation of phosphatidylinositol 3-kinase/protein kinase B signal transduction; B cell activation; signal transduction.
UGAGCCCGGCCCUGCUGUUUCCGGAGACCUCGGCCCCAGCUGCCCCAAGCGGGGAGCGGGCUGAGGGCGGGGGCCGGAGGCCAGCUCACGAAGAACCUCAGGUCCUGAGGGUCGGGGCUCAGCGGCACCUGUGUGCAGGCGCCUCUGCUUCAGCGCCGCGAUGCUGCCUGCAGCGCCGGGCAGGGCGGGCGGGAGCCGGGAGCGGCCCCCCGGCGACCCAGUGUCCCCAGAAAACACAAAAGACAUCGUAAUGAUGUAUGAAGAAGAUGCUGAGGAAUGGGCCCUGUACUUGAGGGAAGUAUUUUUACAUGUUGUGAAAAGUGAAGCAAUCCUGUUGUAUCGCUUGGAGAACUACUCGCUUCGGGAUUUGGAAAGGCUGAGUUUAAACUCUUACAAAUGUAAACUUUUGAUAUUAUCUGAUAGCUUGCUUAAAGACCUAACUCCAAAGAAAUGUCAGUUUCUGGAAAAGGUACUUCAUUCACCAGAGAGUGUGGUUACCUUGCUGUGUGGGGUGAACAGUUCUGACCAGCUCUACAAAUUAUUAAAUAUCCGUGGAGGCAGCUGGGAGAUCUCCACUGAGCAGGGACCUGAAGACUACAUCUCUGUCAUUGAGAGCAUCGUAUUCAGAGGUUCUGAGGACUACGUUCAGUUCGAUAUUCCAAUAGACCUAAGAGUGGAACAUCCUGGAGAACUAAGUGAGAGAGUGGAAACUGAAGAAUUGUCAGAAACUUCAAGAAGCACCAUACCACUAGCAAUGGUGCUUCCCACUGAAAUUCCGUGUGAGAAUCCUGGUGAAAUAUUUAUUAUUUUGAGAGAUGAAGUAAUUGGAACUGUGGAGGUUGAAUUUACGUCAAAUAAUAAAUGCAUUAGAAUACAGCCAGCCCUUUGGAAUAAGACAGCCUGGUGUAUGAAAGCUUUAGAUUUUCCUGCUGGCCCUAUUAAUGUCAAUGUCUACUGUGAUGGAGUCAUUAAGGCCACAACUGAGAUUAAAUACUACACAACAGAAAAGGCAAUGGAGCGCCCGGGAGUGGCAGGUCCAGGAGAUGAUGUGCCCCAGAAUGACAUUGAAGAAUUUGAUGAUAUACUCACAUCCAUAUUCAAACAAGAGAUACCAUGUUAUGAGUUCCGAUCUCUCCAAACUGAAAUCUACCCUCAAAAAGAAUCCUUCCAGACGGUCUCCCAAACCCUCACUUGGGAAAUGUCUCAUGACCCCACUACAUUCCCCCAGAUAGAUAAUGUUGGCUUGGAGGAAGCCGAACAGCUGGAUUCGGGACAUACAGCCUUAAGUAACUGGCUCACAGCUUGCGCCACGUGUGCCCCAUCAUGCAAGUGUGUAGAGCAGCUGCCAAAUGACGGGUCACCAGAUGGAAUUUUCAUGCGACCUGGUGUUGAUUUUGCUGUACAUUAUGUAAAGGAAGCAGCAAGCCAUAUAGCAUAA